GGACCAUGGCCAAUGCAGAGCUUCCUUUCGUGUUCAUCCCCUGCAACCUAAUUCUCACCCUUCUUAACCAUUCCUUAAAGAGUCUGCUGCUGCCUUGAGCUCUCAGCUCUGCCACCUUCUUCUAGAUCUCCCACAGAUCCCUCCGCAUCUCUCUCUCGCUCUACUUUGUACUAAGCAGUUACGAGGAUUUUUGUGGAUAUGCUUAUGGUAGUAUCUCUUGAUGAGAUCUGAAGGAGAGUGGUAAUGGAAGAGUCCCUCCUACUCCUAUUCUCUCACUCAGAGCUGCCCAUUUAGAACAAGACUCUGUUUGUUACUUGAAAGAGAGAGAGAGAGAGAGAGAGUAGCUGGCUAGAUCUACAAGAUGAAGAGGCGCAUCGCAGACUGGGGGUGUCUCAUGCCGAUCUGCCCAUCUGAGGAGAACAGCGAGUCCAUGGUGGAAGAUGAUGAGGCGGCGGUACAAGGAGAGAAGAAGCGGCGGCUGAGCGCGGCGCAGCUGAGAGCUCUGGAGAGGAGCUUCGAGGUGGAGAACAAGCUGGAACCGGAGCGGAAGCUGAGGCUGGCACAACAGCUGGGCCUCCAGCCGCGGCAGGUGGCCGUCUGGUUCCAGAACCGCCGGGCCCGGUGCAAGACCAAGCAGCUGGAGCGCGACUACGCCGCCCUCGAGGCCAACUACGACGCGCUCCGCCUCGACUACGAUUCGCUCCGCCGCGACAAGGAGUCUCUCCUCACCCAGAUCGGAGAGCUCAAGGCCAAGUUGUCGUCGGGGGAGCAGCGCCUCAGCUUCUCCUCCGUGAAGAAAGAGCCGGUGGUCUCCGAAGCCGAGGCCAAGGCCGCGCCGCCCUCGUCGUCAGAAAAGGAUCCCGCGGCUCUGUUCUACAAGGACGGAUCGUCCGAAAGCGACUCCAGCGCCGUCCUCAACGACGAAAACAUCCCUCGACGGGGGAAGCCCUCGUCGAUGGACGCGGUGCGGCCGCUGCCUACGGCUGCUGAGACAAUUUCCGCGCCACUUUUUCUUGAUCCGGAUCAUCUCUCUGGCGCCAUCAAGGAGGAAGGAUCCCUGCACCAUCAACAUCACCACAUGUUGAUGAUGGAGGAGGAGGAACCGUUCAUCAGCUUCUUCUCCGACGACCAGCCGCCCAUUCUCAACUGGUGCUCCGACGACUGGAAUUAGAAGUAGCCACGGCCGUACAUGGAGAUAGAUCGAUGGUAAUACUAGUAGUAAUCCAGAGCAGAGUUUGUAAUGUAAUUAAUAUUUAUUUCCUGAAACUUAAAUUACAUGUUUUUAUUUUCAUUUCCA
This is a messenger RNA of Musa acuminata subsp. malaccensis (wild Malaysian banana), 1297 nucleotides long. Its product is annotated as homeobox-leucine zipper protein HOX4-like. The record is from RefSeq and is a predicted model, not a curated record. Gene Ontology annotation, cellular component: nucleus. Gene Ontology annotation, biological process: positive regulation of DNA-templated transcription. NCBI's taxonomy places the organism in Eukaryota, Viridiplantae, Streptophyta, Magnoliopsida, Zingiberales, Musaceae. Gene Ontology annotation, molecular function: DNA-binding transcription factor activity, RNA polymerase II-specific; sequence-specific DNA binding.